AUGAAAAAAAAAAAACUUCACCUAGAGAAGGGGGCAGAGAUAAGUUUAAUUUUCCACACCACAUACAAACCCAUACAUAUACAUAUCAUGGCAGGAUUGGACUACCUUCUCUUUGAAGAGGCUACCGGAUAUGGUAUUUUCAAAGUUCUCAUACAACAAGAUGACAUUGCAUCCAGAUCAAAAGAAGUCCAAGAAGCAGCUCAUGAUUUAUCGAAAUUUUCCAAAAUGAUUGAAUUAGUUUCAUUUGCUCCUUUCAAAGGUGCCGCACAAGCUUUGGAAAAUGCUAACGAUAUUUCUGAAGGUUUGGUUUCCGACUAUUUGAAAGAAGUUUUGGAGUUGAAUUUGCCUAAAACUAGUAAAAAGAUUAACUUGGGGGUCUCGGAUAAAAAUUUAGGUCCUUCAAUCAAGGAAAUUUUCCCCAAUGUUGAUGUAUUGUCGAAUGAAAUUGUUCAAGAUUUCCUCAGAGGUAUUAGAGUGUUUGGAGCUAAGUUAUUUAAAGAUUUACAAGAAGGUGAUAUAGAAAGAGCACAAUUGGGUUUAGGACACGCUUUUUCUAGAGCUAAAGUCAAAUUCUCAGUACAAAAGAAUGAUAACCAUAUUAUUCAGGCAAUUGCAUUGUUGGAUCAAUUAGAUAAAGAUAUAAAUACAUUUUCAAUGAGAGUCAAGGAAUGGUAUGGAUGGCAUUUUCCUGAAUUGGCCAAGAUUGUUUCUGAUAAUUAUCAAUUUGCCAAAUUGGUUCUUUACAUUAAAGAUAAGUCAAACUUGACUGAGGAUGAUUUACAUGAUGUUGCAGCUAUCUUGAAUGAGGACUCAGGAAUUGCUCAACGUGUCAUUGACAAUGCCAAAAUUUCCAUGGGUCAAGAUAUUAGUGAACAAGAUAUGGAUAACGUUAUUACUUUUGCUCAAAGAGUGGUUAAUUUAACUGAAUACAGACAACAAUUGUUCAAGUACUUAACUGACAAGAUGCACACUGUGGCACCAAACUUGUCUACAUUGAUUGGUGAGGUUGUUGGAGCCAGAUUAAUUUCUCAUGCUGGGUCAUUGACCAAUUUAUCCAAACAAGCCGCAUCGACAGUACAAAUCUUGGGUGCAGAAAAGGCUUUGUUUAGAGCCUUGAAGACAAAGGGAAACACACCAAAGUAUGGUUUGAUUUAUCAUUCAUCUUUUAUUGGUAAAGCUGGUGCUAAGAAUAAAGGUAGAAUUUCAAGGUAUUUGGCAAAUAAGUGUUCUAUUGCUUCAAGAAUUGAUAAUUAUAGUGAUGAACCAACUACAGCUUUUGGUGAAGUAUUGAAGAAACAAGUUGAAGAUAGAUUGAAGUUUUACGAUACUGGAUCAGCACCAAUGAAGAACUCUGAUGCCAUUAAGGCUGCUUUGGCUUUGACCGGAGGUUCUGAUGCUAUUGUUGAAGAUGUUGAAAUUGAAGAUGUUGAAGAGAAACUGGAGAAGAAGGAAAAGAAGGAGAAGAAGGAGAAAAAGGACAAGAAAGAAAAGAAGGACAAGAAAGAAAAGAAGGACAAGAAAGAGAAGAAGGAAAAGAAGAGAAAAGCUGAUGAUGAAGAAGAAACCCCAAAGAAGAAGAAAAAGAAGUCCAAGGAUUAA
Messenger RNA from Lodderomyces orthopsilosis Co 90-125, 1599 nucleotides. It is a transcript of the gene SIK1, whose product is annotated as snoRNP complex protein. Lineage: Eukaryota; Fungi; Ascomycota; Pichiomycetes; Serinales; Debaryomycetaceae. Gene Ontology annotation, cellular component: box C/D methylation guide snoRNP complex; small-subunit processome. Gene Ontology annotation, molecular function: snoRNA binding. The record is from RefSeq and is a predicted model, not a curated record. Bases 1 to 1599 code for a protein of 532 amino acids. The transcript has a single exon.